Messenger RNA from Striga hermonthica, 2538 nucleotides. The record is from the annotation of a GenBank genome assembly. Lineage: Eukaryota; Viridiplantae; Streptophyta; Magnoliopsida; Lamiales; Orobanchaceae.
AUGCCGGAUAAAGGCGGAGGCUCGGCGGCGGGGAGAGGGGCGGAGGCUGGGCGCCGGAGGAUAUGUUUCUGUGCUCUAGGGUUUCCUCGGAAGCUCCGUGACGAGAAGGGCAAGGAGGAUUUCUUGGAGGAGGUUGCUAGGGUUGAGCAGUUCUUGAGCGACCCGUGGUUGAUCAAGGGGAGGGAGAAUGCGACGAUUCAGGUCAAGGUUCCCAAGGUUGUUGCAUCUCCGGCCCCUCAGCUGCCUCUGCCGGCGCCGCAAUUGCCGCUCCCCGGAUCUGUGUCCGGUGGAGGCGCCGGAGACGAGGCAGCACUGGCGGCAUCGGCGCUGGUGAAGAGGGCGGCGCUGCAGAAGCAAGCUGCUGCGGCGUCGGUGGUGGCCGAGGAUUAUGCCAGGAAGUUUGAGUCCGGUGAUUUGAUACUGAUUUCUGGAAAGGAUGCUGCUGGGGGGGAGGAAGGGCAGUCAACUGCCAAAGUAUUGUGCCGCCUAUGCUUUUCUGGCGAAUAUGAUGGAAGUGAAAGGGCAAAAAAGAUGCUACCUUGCAAUACUUGUGGGAAGAAGUAUCACCGGAACUGUCUGAAAGCAUGGUCACAAAACAGAGAUCUUUUUCACUGGAGUUCUUGGACUUGUCCCUCUUGUCGUAUGUGUGAGAUCUGCAGAAGAACUGGAGAUCCUAACAAAUUCAUGUUCUGUAAAAGGUGUGAUGAUGCAUACCAUUGUUAUUGCCAGCAACCUCCACAUAAGAAUGUUGGUCAUGGACCUUACUUGUGUCCAAAACAUACCAAGUGUCACAACUGUGGUUCUGCUGUUCCUGGAAAUGGCCUAAGUGUAAGAUGGUUUUUGGGCUAUACUUGCUGUGAUGCAUGUGGAAGAUUGUUUGUGAAGGGAAAUUACUGCCCUGUUUGUUUGAAGGUCUACAGAGACUCUGAAUCAACUCCCAUGGUGUGCUGUGAUAUCUGUCAAAAAUGGGUGCACUGUCCCUGUGAUGGGAUCAGCGAUGCAAAAUACAUGCAAUUUCAAGUUGACAGAAAUCUCCAAUAUGUUUGCCCUACUUGCCGUGGAGAAUGCUCGCAGGUUAGGAAUCUUGAGGAGGCUGUUCAGGAGCUCUGGAGACGAAGAGAUGAAGAUGAUAAGGACUUGAAAGCCAGCCUGAGGACGGCUGCUGGUUUGCCCUCCCAGGAAGAAUUUUUUGAAAUUUCACCUUUCUCUGAUGAUGAAGACAGUGGACCCUUGAUGAAGAGUGAAUACAAUCGUUCUUUGAAGCUUUCUCUUAAAGGUUUGGGCGAUAAAUCACCGAAAAAUGGCAAGGAGACUGGAAAGAAAUCCUCAAAAAAGUACUGCAAGAAAAAAAGGAAUGAAAAAUUUUUGACUGGUAAAGUUGAAGUUUUACAAAGUCUUAUUGGGCAUGCUGAUCUUGCAACUGGACCCAAAAUUGGCGAUGAUAAAUAUGAAAAAAUGCAAUUUUCUGGUGAACGUGCUAUGCUAUCUCCUAUUGCUGGAAGUUUGACCGAAAGCAUAUCUACAGGAAACGAGACAGCAGCCUCAAAGCACAAAUAUAUUGAUGAAGUGACAGCCACCAAUGUUUCUAAGGGGUCUAGAACUAUUAAGAUAAAGAAUAAUAGACCAUGGGACCCAACUAAUAAGGAAGAUACUAGAGUUAGUGGUGGUUUCCCCAAGACUGCACAAGGGCCCAAGCUUGUUAUACAUUUGGGAGGACGAAGUAGAAGUGCAGCUGGCUCGCCAAGGUCUGAAUCUUGUAAGGGGUCGGAGUUGACAUCAGUUAAAGGACGCAAAGCAGACCAUACUGAUCAAACGAAAAGUUCCAAACUGAUAAAAAUCAAUAAUCCCAAUUCAGAACUUCCUAACACUAGCUUGAAACUCACUGCAAGAGAAUUUUCUGAUGGGUAUCUAUCUGUUUCUGCAAAGAAGACAAAAUCUCUACUUGGGAAAAGAAGUGCCGGGGACAGCACACCUGCAAGUAGUGGGUCUGAAGCCCCAGUCAGCAAAAGGGCCAAACACUCUUCAACAAGACAUGCUGAUCACCGUGUAUUUGUUGACACCGUAGACAAAGAUCACGGUGUAUUGGCCUCAUCAAGGGAUCAGAAGCCUUCGUUGAAGUUUAAAAUUCCAAAGAAUUCUAGUAGCGGAAACCAAAAUGUUCCGGGUAAUUUUGGUACUGGAAGUCAAAAUUCACUGUCGCUUCGUGGAAAGGAAGACAUAACCUACACAAGAGGUCAGAGGUCAAAGAGGAGGAGACCACCAGUAGGCGAUGAGGAUGGCGGGUCUCAAUGGCAUGAGGACAACACGAUGAAGGAAUUUACGGAUGCCAACUGGGUCCUGCAGAAGUUAGGAAAAGAUGCUGCUGGGAAGAGAGUAGAAAUACACCAGCCGUCCAAUAACACUUGGCAUAGGGGCACAAUAAUUGAAGUCUCUGAGGGUACAUCAGUUGUUUCCAUUGCUCUUGAUAAUGGGAAGGUCAAGAGCUUUGAACUGGGGAAGCAAGGUAUCCGUUUUGUGUCCCAGAAGCAAAAACAUUGA